Ceraceosorus bombacis is the source of this 1781-nucleotide messenger RNA. The record is from the annotation of a GenBank genome assembly. NCBI's taxonomy places the organism in Eukaryota, Fungi, Basidiomycota, Exobasidiomycetes, Ceraceosorales, Ceraceosoraceae.
AUGGCGAUCUUUGCCUUUUUGUCCUACUUCAAGCCAUGGUGGAAGCAGACGGAUACGGACUACGAGACUGUGCUUUCUCGCUUGACAUCCGACAUUACGGAGGUGCAAACUCGAUUGACGCAGGUCAAGACGCGAGAGAGGAGAGCGAGCGUGACCUUGACCUUCAACGCCUUCUUCCUCUACGCUGCUUAUGUCGCUUGUUGCUGGUACCUGCGCCCGCUCAUCACCUCACACCCGAGAGGUGUCGUCGUUGCCGCCUAUCUACCUGUUGUGCUCACUCCUUUCCUGUGAGUAACGCAGCGAGUCAAAUUCUUCUUCACCAUGCAGUGCACUGAUGCUCCAAGCAAUGACAUUCUCAGCAUCAUUUACACUCGGCGCAUCGUCCGAUGGUGGUACAAUCGCAUCUCUGAGGGCGAAGGUGAGCGUGCGGGCCAACUUCCUGCCGUGAGACGCUCGCAUGCCAUCCCGCUUAACUCUGCUUGCGCUCUGCCUCCGCACAGAGAAACAUCUGCGAUCGCUGCAGCGAGCGCGUAGGACAAAAAUCGACGAGAUCAAACGUGCUUCCAGGUUCGAUUAUAUGCGAAUGCUGCUGGACAAAUACGACGACAUUCAGCCACCUUCUCGAGCUCGUCAGGCUGCAUCGAGUGCCAAAAUCGGAGACUCGCCAGCGAAGGGCCCUGGUGGUGGUCUAGCAGCGCCGGGAAGUAGUCCGCGAUCCAGGCCGACUACUGCACCAGGCAACGCCAGUCGAGCUCCAUUUUCCAACGCAUCUACACCACCCGUGCCGGCAGUGCCUGGCACCGGCUCUGCACACGCGCCGCCUCAUGAUCAAGCUGGCACAGCCAAAACGCCAGCUCAGGGAUCAGCUGUACCAUUGGCUGCGCAGGCCGUACCACCUCGCACUUGGCUGGAUCGCGUAGCAGACCUUAUCUUGGGCAGUGAGAAUGGAGAAGGCACCUUGAGAGACGAGCAGAAGUACGCCCUCAUAUGCAAGGAAUGUCUCAACCAUAAUGGGCUAUGCUUGCCGAGCGAGAUCGAGGAGAUACGUGAGUCCAACAGUGAAAGUACGAGGUUGAUAUGACGUUCGGUACGGCACGACACGUCUUGAUGUGACAAGGCCCGAUGACUUUUGCACAACAGCGAUAAGGGGGGGCGGCAAAGAGAUUCGUUGUGGGUUUUUGAUGCAAGGGGGAGUAUCAACAGCUGACAUUGAGCCUCUCUGCGUCUCCCCUUUAGAAUACAUUUGCCCAAAGUGCGGCACGUUCAACUCUCGAAGGCCUUCCACCGCACCCAUCUCAUCUCCCUGGGGCCGAGCGCGCUUCGAUUCCACAGCCAGCAUCCAGAGUAUGAGUGGGGCAUCCCCGUCACCCAACUCGAGGGCGCAGGGCGAAAGGGGACAUCAGAGACCGCAUAGCGUUGCAGGAUUCUCUACGGACUUCUUGACCCCCGAGAGAGCGUUGGGCGAUCGAGAAGGUUCGGAAAGACCCCUUUCGCCCUUGCACCAACCAGUGACCGGCGCAGACCGUGAGCAGGAUGGAGACAGUGAAGCGGAGGUGGAAGAGGAAGCGUGGGAAGAGCUGCGAGAUUUGGAAGAGGAUGACUCGCCACCUGACGAACCACUAAAUUCGAGCGACCCUGCAGGCACGAGAUCGUCAAGAGCCUCGGGUAAGGGCUUGGCCGGGUCGAAGGGGGCCAAGUCUCGCGGAAGCGGAUCUACGCGCAGGCCCAGCACACUUAGAAGUAGACGCUCGGGCAAGCCGGACCUUAUGGACGUCGACUAG